Molecule: messenger RNA, 3027 nt
Organism: Eimeria acervulina
Lineage: Eukaryota; Apicomplexa; Conoidasida; Eucoccidiorida; Eimeriidae
Exons: 15
Coding region: 1-3027 (1008 amino acids)
Biological process (GO): regulation of transcription by RNA polymerase II
Cellular component (GO): nucleus
Molecular function (GO): transcription cis-regulatory region binding
Source: RefSeq, a predicted model, not a curated record
AUGGCUUUCGUUUGUUCGGCGGAGUGCGCUGUACGUUUGGUGUUUGAGGGCGCCUUCUUUAAAGAGUUGUCUCGUCUUGCGCUGGACGGCCCUGAGACUGUUUGCUUCCGUGUCUUGUCCCCCCUCAUCCACGGCUCAGUGCAGCGGGAGCGGUUUUUUGCUGCUGCUUGUUCUGCUGCUGCGGAGUUGCUGUCGCGGCUGCAGCAGCUCGUAGCAAACAAACUCGUCAGCGUUCCUUGGGGACUGGAUUUCGCCCUCAAAGAGCACUAUCCAGAACUCGUUGCACGGCUGAUAGCGGAAGAAGAAGACGUCAUGGAGUGCCAAACAAUGAUUAGGCUGCUCGCUCGCUUGACAAUUGCGCGGCCGUCUGAGUUUGAGCGGCUCUUCAGCUUGCAAGAUGGCGUGCUGCGUAAGAUUGUUGAGGAAGAAGGCAUUGAGUGUUGGAGUAUCCUUUGUUCUAAGCCCGAGAGCGCGGCUGAGCUGGCGGAAAGACUUCCAUCCUGGACGGAUUGUGUUGCGGAGAGCGUGAUGGACGUGGAGGAGGUGUCAGUGGCGGCUCUGCAUGCGUGGGUGUAUGUACUUAAAGAGCUCAAAGAGCCCUCGCGUCUGCCUGAGUCGAUGAGGAAGACAGUGGAAACAAAGCUGGCGUCUAAGGCAAGCACUACAGCUUUUGCUGCUGCUGCUGCUGCUUCAGUGGUCUUUGCUAAUCUGCAUGCUGCUACUGCUGGUGAUGCUGCUGCUACUGCUGCUGCUGCAGCUGCUAAUUCUGCCGCUGCUUCUGCUGUGUCAUUAACAGCUUUUGAUGCCCCUAUGCAGAUGGUGUUUUCCUCCGACAAGUUCCGUCAGUUGAUGCUGGACUCAGCGAGCGACACGGAGUAUGAGGUGAAGGUUGCUAAGCAUGCAUUCGCUGGGGCUGCAUGCGAAGCACAAGGAGAGUGGCUAAGGGAAGCGCUAGAUACAUCUUUCUGGGGAGAGUUCUCUCGCUAUGCUAAGAAGGGGCCUUUCUCAACUUCUUCAGCUGUUCCUGUACAUGCAGGGAGGAAGCAUGAAUUAAAGGGAAAGAAAGGAAGUCGCUAUAACUUCAUCUGCAAUGUGGUGUACAGACACCUCAGCAUGUGCAGAAUACUGCUGGCGAAGCUGAACCGUGGCAGCAACAGCAGGAUUACCUGCAGACGAAGAUCUGCAGCAGCAACAGCUUCCUCAUCGGCAUCUGCAGCAGAAGAAAAUAAAAUGGAGGACUCAACACAGCCGCAGUAUUACUACGAUUCCUCAGCAAACCAGUGGUGGCAGUUUAACACCGCCUUGGGGCAGUGGGAGCUAUGCCCUGAUAGCGAGCAGGGAGAAUCCGCAGCAGCAGUGCAGCCUGAAGAUGUACAGGAGCAGCAGGAGCAGGAGCAGGAGCAGCAGCAACAGCAGCAGCAGCAGCAGCAGCAGCAGCAGCAGCAGCUAGUGGCAGACCACGAGGCCGCUGGGGCUGCUUCUCCCUCACCCAGCAAACAAGAUGCAGGUGCUGCUCAUGAAGCGGAAACAGCAGAAGCAGAUCCAUCUUCACCUGAUGCAGCAGCAUCACCAGCAGCAUCUGACGCAGCAUCAGCACCAGGAUCAGCUGACUUAUCAGCAGAAGCAGCAGCAGACCCAGCAGCAGCAGCAGAUUCAGCAGCAGCAGCAGAAGCACAGAAUGAAAAACAAUCAGGUGCACCUCGUCGUCGCACUACAGCUGUUGUGGCGUUUGCUCCGGGGACUCCAGGAGAGUCUAGCCCCAGCAGAAGCAGCAGUAGCCGGAGCAGCAGCAGCAGCAGCAGCAGCAGCAGCAGCAGCAGCAGGGAGUGGGGGUGGGGUUCUGCUGAGGGGAAGCGUUUGGGUGUAUCUUUAUCAGGGGAUUUAGCUGCAAGAGAAGAAUCAGAGGACGACAAAGACAAAGAAAAAGAAGAAGAAGAAGAAGAAGAAGAUGAUGAAGAAGGAGAUGAAUUGGGUAAUGCCUUAGAAAAACUAAUGACAACAAACUUCUCGAGAAGAUUAAAGAGCACUAGAGGGAGAAGCUCCCUGUCAGAAACAUUUGCAUGGUUAGACAGUGGAGGCCAAUCUAUUCGAGGAAGCCGCGAGAAGGGGGCUUCUAAGCGCAGCAGCAGCAGCAGCAGCGACAGCAGCAGCGGUGGCAGCAGCGACCGAAGCAGCAGCAGCAACAGCAGCAGCAACAGCAGCAGCAGCAGCGAUGAAGACGGCAGCAGCAGCAGCAAAGCAGCAGCGGCAGAACCGAUUGUUAGACGGGUAACACGUAGAAUGACAUUCAAAGAUAUGGGGGGCCUCGCGGGUUGUCUGCAGCGAGCCGUGCAGCUCCGUCAGCAACUCAUAGACACAGAGAAAGGGGGACAUGUACCUGGGGCUGAGGAUUCAGAAACAAAAGAAGAAGCGUGGAAGAUAAGAGCACGAAAUACGGCGAAGACUGCAGGCACAGAGGCGAGAGAGAGAGCGAAGAGCCUCUGGAGAACAGCAGCAGCAGCAGCAGCAACAACGCAUCAGCAGCAGCAUGACCAACACCAGCUGCAACAGCUGCAGAUGCAGCAGCAGCAGCAACAACAGCAACAGAUAAGAGGCUCGCAUGCAGCUUCACAGCGAUUCGCAGAUAUCGUAGCCCUCGCUGCGGCUGCCAGGGCAAAGCAUGGAGGCAGACGACAGGAAGACCGUGAUGUGCUGGAAGCAGCAGCAGCAGCAGCAGCAGCAGAUUCUUCAAUAGCUUCUCUAUUAUCUGUGCCUUCUUUAUGGGAGAAGAGGAGGAGCAGCAGAGACGCCACUCCUGCUGCUGCUCCUGCUGCUGCUCCUGCUGUUGCUGCUGCUCGCAACGCCUUCAGCCCUGACAGCAGCAAAGACCCCUCUUUGAACACGCUUGCCUUUACGGGGUUAUCCAGCAGCCCGCAUCGAAGAUAUACCGUUGCUGCUUCCUCUCCUGCUGCUGCUGCUGCUGCGCCCGCUGCUGCUGCUGCUGCCCCUCGAUCGCAAGUUCAGUCGCCACGCUCGAGGCCGCGGUAG